AUGGACACUACAGUAGAAAUACCUGUUAGCCAAUCUCUGGUAACGGGUCAGAGAAAGAGGAGCGGGUUUGACUCCCAGACAGGAAUCUACCACUCACUCGACCAACUGGGGAAUGAACAUAAGAUUCCUACUAGAGCCAACCUUGAUACUGCUACAUUUGUGUUGUCACAGUUUCCAGAACCGUACCAAGCAGAGUUGACUGUCGCUCUUAUAGAUUCGGCCACAGGUCACAAAGUCACCUAUGCUCAACUCAAACAGUCAAUCUACUCGUUGGCGACUGGGUUGUACUAUGGACUUGGUGUCCGGAAAGGUGAUGUCAUUUUUGUGUUGUCACCUAAUUCAAUCCUCUACCCAACCAUAUGUUUAGCAGUAUUCUUGGUUGGUGGAGUCCUCACCACGGCUAACCCACUUAACACCGCGUCAGAAAUAGCAAAGCAAGUGCUCGACUCAGGUGCAAAACUAGCCAUCGUGGCUCCGGGCGAGACCCAUAAACUGGUGUCAACUAAAGUGCCUGCCCUUCUGACUUCUCGUCCAUCUAGCGGAGACGAACUUUCAGUAGAAGAACUUAUAGAGUGUUGUGAACCGAUGGAGUUGCCAGAAACCCAGUCAACUCAGUCAGACACAGCGGCAAUAUUAUACUCCUCUGGGACCACUGGAGUGAGUAAAGGGGUACUCCUAACCCAUUCAAACUUCAUAUCUAUCAUGACACUUCUAAAAUGGUCGAAUGACAAAACUUCGGCUAAAAAUGAUGUUUUUCUAUGUUUCAUACCCAUGUUUCAUAUCUACGGUCUUGCUUUUUUUGCUUUGGGCCUGUUCUGUUGUGGUACAACAACAGUUAUAAUGAAAAAAUUCGACUUUAAAGACAUGCUAGAAGCGAUACAAGUUCAUAAGGUCAACAAUAUUCCGGCAGUUCCUCCAGUUAUACUCAGUCUGGUCAAACACAAUGACGGUGGAUAUGCCUUGUCGUCUUUGAGACGAGUGGGGUCUGGGGCUGCACCCUUGAGUAAGGAAUUGGUGGAUCGGUUCAGAGCCAAGUUUCCAUGGGUGGCACUGAGGCCUGGGUAUGGGCUAACAGAAAGUUGUGGGGCUGCAACGGUAUUUAUUAGCAAUGAAGAAGCUAAAGCUCAUCAUGCUGGUUCGGGAGCUUUGCUACCGACUUUUUGCGCUAAAGUUGUUGAUUAUGAAACAGGAAAAGCUAUGCCCCCUUUCGGAGAAGGGGAGUUAUGGAUAAAGUCACCGACUGUUAUGAAAGGGUAUUUAGGAAACGAGGAAGCAACUGCUGCAACCAUUGACUCAGAUGGGUGGUUGAAGACUGGAGAUCUUUGUUACUUUGAUGAAGAUGGGUGUCUCUAUAUCGUUGAUAGACUAAAGGAGCUCAUAAAACAUAACGGGUAUCAGGUAGCUCCAGCAGAACUGGAAUCCAUACUACUCGGCCAUCCCGAAAUACUUGAUGCAGCAGUUAUACCACUUGAAGAUGAAGAGGCAGGAGAGGUACCUAUGGCAUAUGUAGUGAGAGCAGCUGGAUCACAACUCGGUGAAGACCAAGUCAUUCAAUUUGUUGCCAGUCAGGUGGCUCCAUUCAAGAAGGUGAAGAAAGUUUCCUUCAUAAACGUAAUACCAAAGUCAGCUGCAGGCAAGAUAUUGCGAAAGGAUUUAGUAGCACAAAGCAAACUGUAUGUUCGGUCAAAACUUUGACCACCAAAAAGUUUAUAAUAUGGAUAUACCAUUAUAUUGUAUUUUAUUAUACUAUAUAAUAUAUAUACUACGAGUAGAUAUCAAUAAGACCAGAGAGAUGUCGGUAAA
Molecule: messenger RNA, 1803 nt
Organism: Erigeron canadensis
Lineage: Eukaryota; Viridiplantae; Streptophyta; Magnoliopsida; Asterales; Asteraceae
Product: probable CoA ligase CCL5
Exons: 4
Coding region: 1-1695 (564 amino acids)
Molecular function (GO): CoA-ligase activity
Source: RefSeq, a predicted model, not a curated record